Thamnophis elegans (Western terrestrial garter snake) is the source of this 5397-nucleotide messenger RNA. RefSeq names its product phosphodiesterase 7A (gene PDE7A). The transcript is spliced from 13 exons. The coding region runs from base 664 to 2118 and encodes 484 amino acids. Lineage: Eukaryota; Metazoa; Chordata; Lepidosauria; Squamata; Natricidae. The record is from RefSeq and is a predicted model, not a curated record. Gene Ontology annotation, molecular function: 3',5'-cyclic-AMP phosphodiesterase activity.
CCGCUCACUCCAGGACGAGGUUUCCUUUGGAGAGGCGUGCACUCGCGUGACACCGAGGGAGGAGAACGUGCUCCGUGUGGGCGAGGAGGACGGGUUGCUGCACGCGCAACUCUUCUUUCUCUCUCUCUCUCUCUCUCUCACCCCCCCACCCCGUUAGCUUCCGGCGCCACUACCGCCAUCGCUCUCCAGCCAGCACCUGGCCCCGCCCCUCGUGCGCGGGGCCGCGCCUCGUGCUGGACAAUAGCGGCGUUGCCGCAGCCGAGUUGUGUGUCCUCCAAAUCAGGCCGGGACUGCCGCAGUUACAAGCAGCCGCCCGGGCCCGCCUGCAAACGACCUGAACUAGCGGCGGGGAUGCCGCCGUCCCGGCUGCGGAGCUGACCGAGGGACUCCGUGAAUUCGAGCCGGGAGAGUGGGGGCUUGAUGUUGGUUUCUUCCGGAUCAUCAUCCUCUCGGGCUGCCUCUCCGCUUCCCCUGCGUGAAGCUCGUCGAGCCUAGCUCGGACGGUUAGGAAGAAGUCGUUUGUAGGCGCUGCCCGGGGUUUGCGUGGGACAGGUGAAAGCGGUGAGCCGGGCCUGCCUUGAUCCCGGAGCCGGGCCUGGCUUGGAUUGGCACCCCAGAAGAAGAGGAGGUGGUGGAGGCGGCGGCGGUGCUGCCCCCGUUUCAAUGGAAGUAUGCUACCAACUGCCGGUGCUGCCUUUGGACAGGCCGGUCCCGCAGCACGUCCUCAGUCGCCGGGGAGCCAUCAGCUUCAGCUCCAGUUCUGCGCUUUUCGGCUGCCCCAACCCCAGACAGCUUUCUCAGAGACGUGGAGCAAUAUCGUACGACAGUUCUGAUCAAACUGCAUUGUACAUUCGCAUGUUAGGAGAUGUACGAGUAAGAAGUCGGGCAGGAUUUGAAAGAGAGAGAAGAGGUUCUCAUCCAUACAUUGAUUUCCGUAUUUUUCACUCAAAUUCUGAAUUUGAAGUUUCUGUGUCUGCAAGAAAUAUCCGAAGGUUACUGAGUUUCCAGCGGUACUUGAGAUCUUCCCGUUUCUUCCGUGGUAUUACUCUUCCAAAUUCUUCAAACAUUUUAGACGAUGAUUACAAUGGACAAGCUAAGUGUAUGCUAGAAAAAGUUGGGAACUGGAAUUUUGAUAUCUUCCUUUUUGACAGGCUAACAAACGGAAACAGUUUGGUGACAUUAACUUUUCACCUGUUUAAUCUUCAUGGACUUAUAGAAUACUUCCAACUAGAUACAAUGAAGCUGCGCAGAUUUUUAGUAAUGGUUCAAGAAGAUUAUCACAGCCACAACCCAUACCACAAUGCAGUUCAUGCUGCUGAUGUGACUCAGGCCAUGCACUGUUAUUUAAACGAACCCAAGCUUUUCCAAUCUCUAACUCCAUGGGAUAUUCUGCUCAGUUUAAUUGCAGCUGCCACUCAUGAUUUGGAUCAUCCAGGUGUUAAUCAGCCUUUUCUUAUUAAAACAAACCAUUAUUUAGCAACUUUAUACAAGAAUACCUCAGUAUUAGAAAAUCACCACUGGCGAUCUGCAGUGGGGUUAUUGAGAGAGUCUGGAUUAUUUGCACAUAUGUCACUAGAAAGCAGGCAGCUGAUGGAAAGCCAAAUAGGGGCAUUGAUUCUCGCCACUGAUAUUAGCCGUCAGAAUGAAUAUCUAUCCCUGUUUCGUACCCAUUUGGACAAAGAAGACUUAUGCUUAUUAGAGGAAGAUCAUCGGCAUCUUGUCCUUCAGAUGGCAUUGAAAUGUGCUGAUAUUUGUAAUCCCUGUCGGACCUGGGAGCUAAGCAAACAGUGGAGUGAAAAAGUAACUGAAGAAUUUUUCAAUCAAGGAGACAUUGAGAAAAAAUACUGCUUAGGUGUGAGUCCACUAUGUGAUCGACAGACAGAAACAGUUGCCAACAUCCAGAUUGGUUUCAUGACCUAUUUGGUGGAACCAUUAUUUGCAGAAUGGGCUCGUUUUUCAAACACCAAGUUGUCUCAAACUAUGCUUGGCCACAUGGGACUGAAUAAAGCUAGUUGGAAAGGUAUUCAGAGAGAACAAUCUAGCAGCGGUGAUGAUACUGAUGCUGCAUGUGAGGAAACAGACUCUGAUGUAGUACCUCAGGAACACCAAUUAUCCUGACCUCAGGAUCUGCUUAACAAACUGCUCUUCCUUGGUACCUACAGACCAGUGUUGGAGGAUAAAUUCUGUCUUGACUGCCAAGGUUUCAGUGUAAACAAUGCCAGCAUUAUUUAUUUCCAAUUGUUUCCUUUGAGAAAUCAUUUGAAACUGGUUUUCAGUUACAAGACCUGAAUACAGAGCAAUAUGCAUAUGCCUCGGUUGGCUUCUGCAUGGAACCUUGAAUAUGCAACCCUGAGAAAGAAUACAAGUCUUGACAGGGAAAGUUCAAGAUUUGUUAUGUAUGUGCCACAUUAUUUGGUUUUUUUAAAAGGAGAUUUGACAUAAGGCCUUCAAAACUGCCACAUGACAUGGAUGAUUCUCUCUUCCUGGAAUUUAGCAGGACUCCAUUCUAUCCUUGUCCAAAACGUGGAAAUGUGAAGUGCCCAUACUUGGCUGCCUUGGGCAAGAACUGAUGUUUACACACAGACUUUGAAACUGUAGAUUCAAAAAUAACCUUUCUGCAUGGCUGUGAAAGAACCACUGUUUUUUUUUUAAAUUAUCAAAUCUGAAACUGCAGCUCAUUUUUCUCUUAGUAAGAGAAGUCCGCCGUGGGUUACAAAUUUGGCUGUGCAUUAGGAAUGGAACAUUUAACAUAAAGCACAGCCAUGUUUUACUCCAGAGUAUUGGAAUGCAAUAUAGCAAGCAGAAAUACUUCUGAAUUUGGGGAAGGGAGGUGGGAUGGAGGAGAGGAUGAUCUUCAAAUUAUGUUAAGAUUCUAUGGUGAAAACAUUUGCAUGUUGUUUUUGCUAUUGUACACUUGAACUGCACAUGCAACAAAAAAGGUGGAAUGACUACCAGAAACAGCUCAGGGUAUUGCCAGUCUGAAAUAAAGUGGGAUGGAAAGCAUGUCCUUCAUAACAAGGGUACAAAAUGCCCCUUACGCUGCAGAGUGAGAGUGUGUGUGUGUGAAUGUGAGACUGAAUGAGUGAGUGAGAGAGAGAGAGAGAGAAUAUGAGUGCUUGGGAUUGGGGAAAAGGGAAAAUGGAAAGGAGUCAAAAGGCAUUUUUUAAUUUAUUCUUUUUAGAAUGUGAUAUUUUCAUGAGCAGCCAUGGGGGGAGGGGAACUGAUAGGUUGUUACAGCUGCCUUAAACUAUGCACAAAGCUAAGUGACCAAAUUUUGUUGAUUGAAAAAGUGCAUUGUUUACUUAUUCCCUCCCUCUACUGAAAUGUUACCCAUCCUGGGUUUUUUUGAUGUGAAAAGAAGAAAUGUUUUUAAGGACAAAUUUUAAGGACUAAUUUUUAAUCUUCAAGCAUUCCUUUUUUUGUAAGUUUUAAGUUUCAAGUACUGUAAGCACAACUGUAAUCUAUUUUGAGAAACUGGUGCUUUAAUUUUGUUCAUUUGUAUUUUCCUUGUUUUUACUGUAAAGACUGUUUUGUUCUGUUUACAAUUUGCAACAGCCAUUUUUGGGAGAGAGCUUCAGUGUAAAGCCAUUUCUUAAAGGCUUUGCCAUCCUCAUGUUAAUGUGCCUGUUGCUGUUAAUCUUUGAUUAAUAAUAAAAACUUUUCACAUUAUCUGGAGUCUAGUUUGAAAGGUGCAGAAAUAAUCAAGAUCACGUUAAUCAGAGAAUUUCUUUCUUAGUGGCUUUGACUCUUAAGAGCUUCUUGUUUUGUAGAUGUUUUCUUUGUGGUGCCUACACAGCAAAUAUGCAGCACUUGAACCAAACUGUUCAAGGAAAAUCUUUAGUGGGAAGCAUAUCCUAGGGCCCAAAUUCCUAGUUGUGGGUUCAGUUAUCACUUCAGUCUCUUUUCCACUACAGAAUCUGUGCCAGGAGCCUUUUCUCUUAUCAACUCAGGUACACUAUAGGUGUUUCAGGGAUAGGAAUAUGAGAGGGGAAGAUCCGGUUCUAUGCCAUCAUUAGCCAUGAAAGCUUACUAGGUGAUUUUGGGACAGUCACUCUUCAUCAGCCCAAACUUUGAGGAUUGCUGUUAUGGAAAACUAAGAAGCCUUGUAUUGUAACAAGUCAUAACCCUAUAAAAACCUACCAGUAGUUUGCCUUGAGGGUUUUUUUCUCUCUUCAUUUUUCAUUAUUUCUUAGUUUGCUUUUCUAAUCACAAAUUAAUUUCUCUGGUAUCUUUGUAGUUAUCGACUUUGAUUAGAAGGCGAGACUAUAGUGCUCAUUUGGUAAUUAUAUGGCCUUUUCUUGGGGAACCUAACACUAAGGUUGUGAAAUAACCUUUUUUGCAAAUAUAUUAAUAUGGUGGCCAAAUCCUAUCCCUGAUGGGUGUUCCUUGUCUCUCAUAUCCCUUAGGAAAUGGUACAUUGGCAUUGUUUGCCUACAAAUCAGGCCCAUCAAAGCUGAGGAUUUUAAGACUGCUGCUAGUAUGGGAACUCUGAAUUGCAGGGUCAUUGUUCUCUUCAUCUGAUCCAGACAUACAGUAGAUAUACAAAAUUAAAAAAAAAAACAUUUGCUAUUAACCGCUGUGGUUCCACUUAGUUUCUUCAGUUCCAAACGAUUUAUGAAACUUUGCACUGGGCACAAAAAUCUGGUUAGAAAGAAGGGAUAAAAGCAGCUUCCACUCUAUUCGGUGGGUUCAACUUGGGAGUGCCCCAUAAUUUCUAUUGAUUGAAAUGCAGCGAUCUUUUAUUCUCCUCUGCUCGUCAUUAAGUAGACUGCUAAAAUUUUGUGCUUUGCCUGGUCUUUGAAAAAGAACUUCAAGACUCCUCAAUUGCAUGUAGAUGAUGUCUAAAACCUCCUUUCUGUUCUUCAGAUUUUCACUCUUGGCACUGUUUUAAUUUGCACAACCUUUUGGCAGAUUCCAAAUCUUGUGACCAUAGCUUUCUACUAUGACUGCUAUCUCAUUAGCAACUGCCUCCUUUCUGGUGUUCCUGGGGAACUUAUUUUCUUCAGUCUUAGUGUUUCUGAUUUCACUCUGAGACCUGCUAACAGUCAUGACACAAUUAUGAUUCUUCCAAGUUGUAUCAGCCAUCUGAGACAGUACAGAAAAUGUCUGGCCCACUUGUGGUCUUGAGCAAAACCUCAGCACUACUCAGCAAUCUUUAUGUGGAUUUCAUUCCAGUCUUUUAAUGUAAUUUGUCCCUUUCUUUGCUGUUGUAUGAUACUAAUGGUACCAUCUCUAUAGUGCAGGAUCUUUUAGAGACACAUCAUCUAUCCUGUCUUUUGAAUACAUCAAAUUAAUUAUCAACCAUAAUUGGAUAAAUCUGCUUCAGAAACCACAUUUUCCCUGCUUCCAGUUAUCUAGGGUAUGGCCAUUCUUUCUCUGAAUAAAAUGCACUUCAUG